UGCCAAACCUCUAUCACAACAUCAACGGGAACACUUGUUACUUCGCUGCAGCCUAUAGCCCACCUUUUCUUUUAACUAUCGUGGAGCAUCUUCAAGGCUUUAUUUCAAAUCGAUGGCAGAUCCACUCCCCUGUGCCCACAGUGCAGGGUACUAGUUUCUUGAUCCGGCCUCAAGAGCAGCUACCAAUAGUUGCCGACUGCGCAUCACGAUUGCUCAGGUGAAGAAUCGGUAUCGAGGAAUAUGCAUCUUCUCCACUGCUCAAAAGAAGGGGUUGAUCAUUCAUUAAAUGUCCGUCUGGAACAAGUUGGCGAGCAGCCUCCGCCCUAUGCGACCCUCUCGCAUGUUUGGGGUGAAGGCGAGUUGACGUUCCAGGAUUGCGAGGGUGCCGAAGAUAUAACAAACACGCCCAGAGUAACGUCGAAGAAAGGCUACGCCAAAGUUGCGGCGGCAUGUGAGCGAGCUCUGCAAGAUGGACUGGCCCAUGUCUGGAUUGAUACGUGUUGUAUCGACAAGAGCUCAAGCGCGGAGCUGUCCGAGGCAAUCAACUCCAUGUUCCGCUGGUAUGAGAUGUCGCAGAUAUGCUAUGCCUACUUAGACGACCUCCAUGAUCACUUCAAUCUGCGAUGUCUUCGGAAAAGCAAGUGGUUUACGAGAGGUUGGACGCUCCAGGAGCUAAUCGCGCCGGCCGAGGUUGUGUUUCUCACUGCUGAGUGGAAGGAGAUAGGGACCAAGUCCUCACUUGCAAAUCAGAUCUCAAGGACAACGCGUAUACGAGAGUGCAUACUUGUUGACGGGUUGUAUGCGCACGAUACAAGCGUGGCGGAGAAGAUAUCCUGGGCAGCUGGGCGUCGCACGACUCGCGAAGAAGACCACGCGUACUCCCUUCUAGGACUAUUCGACGUCCACAUGCCGCCUAUAUACGGAGAGGGGGGUCCAAAUGCGUUCAGGAGGCUGCAGGAAGAGAUCAUGCGCGUUUCGACUGACCAUACAAUCUUUACCUGGUGGGGGCAAGGGUCUUCGAUAACAUCCGGAAUUCUGGCCUUGUCUCCCGACCAUUUCAUUCGCGCGACGCUCCAUCCCGUGGUAUUCGACGUCUACCGGCAGGCCUUCGACCUCUCCCAAGCAAAGCCGGAAUUUACAGUCACAAACUACGGCUUGAAAAUACAGAUCCCCAUAGUGGAGAUCGGACCAGACUACCCAGGAUAUUACUACGCGUUUCUCGCGGCGCGAUAUUUGGGGGCUGCUUCGCAAGAUGAGUGGGCCACUAUAUAUCUGUAUCGUCAACCAGGAGGCGGCAUGCGUCAGUUUACUCGAACCAGCUUCAAGGGCAUGUGGCUGGAACACCGAAAGAUCGGGCUCGAGGAUUUUCACAAGGACACCAUCUUUAUAAGAAUAACGGUUGACACAUGGCCGCUUGUGAUGGAUCCCAGCAUAGCGGAGCCCUUUGGGACGCCAGGCCUACGCGGUGUGAUUGGUGGACAGAUUGAGCGAAGAGUGUAUAUGGCAUUUGCCAAAAAGCAUCCGACAAUCCACAUCGCAGAGUACUGUGUGAACGACUGCCCCCUGAGAUGCAACGAAGUUCUCAUGCUUAGUUUCAAGGGUCGGUGGGCCAUGAGGACGGAGUCGGGCCAGGAGAUAUUUCCGGACCUGCACAAGGCCACUGUGGCGAGGUCGAUUCAAGCUGAUUUUGUCGAGUUCGACCGCAGAACGUACGGAAGCGGUCAGCAUCUAGCCUUUAUCGUCAUGAGCAAUGGAAUCGACAAAAUUCUGCUUGUCAUGGCUAUACAGCGGGGCGCAUGGCUGCUGCUGCUAGCGAAGAUAGAUUGCAACGUCGCGGUCCGCACGGUAAGACAAGACUUGCUUUCUCCCGUGGAGAAGCAUGACGACUGCAAUCGGGGCCUUCUCCGGCGAACGAGUACGACAUUUAUACCAACGUGGCUACAAUCUAAAUUUGUCGGUGUCGGCGUGCCUUUCAACCCACCGGGGCCGUUUGAAGCCCGCCUAGGCAGAUAUUUCGUCUCCAUCGAGAGAGAGGCGCGCCUAGACCGUCCAAAAGAGCUCUUCUUCCGUAUCACAGUGGGCAUGAGGCCUGUGGUAUCUCGAAAGGCGGCUGGCACCUUUAAGAUCAAAGAGAACGCAACAAAAUCUGUCAUUUCAGAUGAGAUCGAUACCGAAUUCCUGAGAUUUGUUUAGUGCGAGCAUCGUGAGCCGCUCGAGGUUCUGGGUCAUACAGUUCCAUUCAAACAUCCGAAUAGUCGCUUGAGCAGUGGCACUGCUUGACAUCAAUUAUAGAUGAAAUGGAAGUACUUUGAUAGACGUCAACAUUUUGAAGGAAAUCGCCAUAUUUAAGGCACUAAUUAUGCUUGAUCGUGCUACACAAGAGUGUUUUUCUGUGGAGAUAACCUCACAAUUCAAUGUUGAUAUCUCAAGAGAUACUCAGCGGCACCUGGGGCCGUCUUACAGGAGUUCACAUGUCUAUCAACCGACAGACUGGAG
Diaporthe batatas is the source of this 2496-nucleotide messenger RNA. RefSeq lists its product as uncharacterized. The transcript is spliced from 2 exons. The coding region runs from base 241 to 2193 and encodes 650 amino acids. Lineage: Eukaryota; Fungi; Ascomycota; Sordariomycetes; Diaporthales; Diaporthaceae. The record is from RefSeq and is a predicted model, not a curated record.